Messenger RNA from Poecilia reticulata (guppy), 4765 nucleotides. RefSeq names its product myelin protein zero (gene mpz). NCBI's taxonomy places the organism in Eukaryota, Metazoa, Chordata, Actinopteri, Cyprinodontiformes, Poeciliidae. Gene Ontology annotation, biological process: myelination. The record is from RefSeq and is a predicted model, not a curated record. Gene Ontology annotation, cellular component: plasma membrane.
UGAAGAGAGGGAGGACAGCGAGCUAAGAGUCGUGGCUUUGUUUGGCCGGCUGGCCUCAGACCCGGUGAAAGUGCACGCAGAGGAGAAACAGGGGUGAGACAUGGAGAUGGAGGAGAGAGCACUAGACUGAGGAUCUCCUUCAUCCUCCCAGUAAACAGAAACCAAACUUCCCAUUAUUCCCUUAGUGACGUUUAAUCAUGAGCAGCCCAGAUCGACUGCAGAUGGCCGUGCUUCCCUCUCACCUACACUCCAAGUGUUAAUCAGCACUCAAUCACAGGAUGACGAGGGUUUAAUUUAACAUGUUGCAUCCAUCAUGCUGAAACGCUGCUCAGAGUUUGCAAAUUCGCCCCAAGUCGCCCAUUGUUCACACAAUUAAUUCAGCUACUGUACGGCGCAGGUGCCUUUUUUUCUCCCACUUCAACGGAUAAUGUGUGUUAAUUUGUUCCAGGGAGGAAAACGCGAAGCGAUGGAGGAUGGAAGGGAGGAGGAAUGGGCCGGGCCGGGCCUGGGAUGAGGGGUGUGGUUGGGUAUAAACCAGGGGACAGUGGGGUUUCUGUUGUUGUCCUGUCUCUCCUGGCGUCCUGCUCCCCUUCAUCCACUCUCCUUUUUUUCUGGUUUUUCCCUUCUCCUCCUUCCACUCACGCUCCCGGUGGAGUUGGGACUCUUCCUCGGCAGAGUCCUGUCAGGUUCGCAGCGUCCAUCCGUUGUUUUGGGGGGAGCUCCAACAGAAGCCAGAAAACCAUGCUGAGAGUUUUGGCGCUGGCGUCAGUGGUCCUCCUGGGAAUAGCACCCCAGGCAUCCCAGGCCAUUACUGUUUACACCAGCUGGGAGCGCCACGCCCUGGUGGGCUCAGACGUCAGGCUGUCCUGCUCCUUCUUCUCCUGGCGCUUUGUUUCCGAGGAUGUUUCCUUCACCUGGAGAUACAGACCAGACGGCUCGCGGGACAGCGUCUCUAUCGCCCACUACGCCGGUGGUGAGCCCUACACUGACAACAAAGGCGCGUUCAAGGACAGGGUGGAGUUCGUGGGGAACCCGAAGCGUCGUGACGGCUCCAUCCUGAUCAAAAACUUGGAUUUCAGCGACAACGGCACCUUCACCUGCGACGCCAAGAACCCCCCUGACAUCGUGGGGCGCCCCUCCAGCGUCCGGCUGCUGGUCUUUGAGACCUUGCCCAUCCAAGCGGGUGUGAUCACGGGGGCCAUCAUCGGUGUGGUGCUGGGCCUGCUGGUGCUGAUUGUGGUCAUCUACUACCUAAUGAGGUUCCUGGUGGCGCGUCGCGUCUUCAGCCUUAGCGUCAGCAAACAUGGCAAGAAAAAGAAAGAGGGAUCACAGCAGAGACAGGGCCCCGCGCCUCCCGCUGACCCCUCCAAGGUGAAGGCGGCCGCCUCGGAAAAGAAGAAGCAGGAGUCUCGCAAGGAUAAGAAAUAGGAUACGGGGCGGGCCUGGGGCGGGCUGCUCCAGCCCCUGCGCCAGAUAAAGGUCUGACUUCUCCAUGACUGCCUCCACUCCUCUAGUCUGCUCCCUCUUUUUCUGCCCAGCCUGAUGCAACCCCCAUUUUUUCCCAUUAUCUGUGCUCUCUCAAGACAGCACUGGCUGUAAGAAUAGCCCCCCCGUAUUUCACUGAGCAACAGUGUCAAAUAAUUUUUACAACGCCUCAUCGAAGACGGCGUUUGCGAUCACUGGGCUAACUGUAAAAGUCUUUAAGGCCUAGCUAUGCACAUAACUCGACAGACCACCCCUCAUGUGUUUAGAAUCUUCCCCCUUCACUUUAAUGUUUACGACUCAAUCACGUCCACCGAGCGGAGCUGCCAGCGCGCACUGGACUUCACGUAGAGGAAAAACAGAGCGUGAUAGCCAGAGAGAAAUAUGAUUCCUGCUCUCAGCCGACGCAGAUAGAAGUUCAAGCCCCGGAGCUCGGAGGUGAUUCAAUCCUCUCACAUUUGAGCUAAUGGAGGUUGUCGCUGUGCCCCUGCCCAGGCUGAAGGGGGGCUAUUUCUGGCCUCUCUAUAAGAGAGCACAGGCUUACAGUAACAGCUGCACAUUUUUCAACCAACAAGCGGGGGAGGUUGGAGGUGGAGGUGAUUUUUUUUUCUCUUUCCCGUUUGCGCCUGAGAGAUGUCCGCGGCCGGCUCAGCGGCCAGUGACUGACGAACUGGAAUGACGUCACGGCCUCCAGCGGCCGGCGGAUGGAUGCUCUCAGGAGUCUUACCGGGAAGAGGUGCAGCUCCCGAGUUAUUUUAGGUCCAGUUAAUCCACUCGCACGUUUCUCCUAAUUAUUUUUUGUGUGUGCCGGUAACAUGAUAUCUCUCACCGCAUCUCCCCCCUGCCUCCUCCGCCGUCUCCACUUCAUCUCUGCCCCCAUCUUGGGAAUCAUCUCCCCCAGUUUCGCUGUCUCUGUCCUCAAUGUCUUUGGCUUCCCUUUAUCUCUUCCCCGUCCUGCUGUCUACCGAGUCCGCGCCGCAUUAUUCCCCCACUGAAAAGGUCUAUACACAAUCCAAUCUACUCUUUAAGCCGCUCCUUAUCUGACUGGCAGGCCUACAGCUCAAUGCUUCACUCUCAUCCGUCCUUCCUCCUCUUCUGCGUCUUCGUUACUCUCUUUUCCAAACUCGGAGGCAGGCACUUCGUUUGCGCCGUCCUCCAUCUUUGCCAGUGAUUGACGAAAAACGCCCUCCCGCUUUGCCCUUCAAACACGCCGGAGGCAAGACUUUCCCCUAAGUCUGGGUCUCAGUGAAACACCUGGAUUCUGUACCUAUUGUCAUUUAGUACCUGUAAACAAACCAUUUCAAGGUUUAGCAUUAAUUCAAAACACGGAAUUUUAUAUAUAAUGUAUUUUAUCAUUUGCAGAUGACUUCAUAUUUCAACCUUUAUAUCAAUGGUACUGCAGACUUUUAUGAAAUAUCUCAUAUUAUGAACCCUGAUUGAACUGAGAUUACUCUCACUGACAUUUUGCUGUUAUUUGUUAUUUAUUGGAAUCAUAAAAUCUUAUAGUAAAAUCAGAGUUGGCGAAAUGGAUUUAAAGUUUUAUCACAAUUUUUCGUGGUAAUAUUAUUACAACAAAAGUGACAAUAAGAACUAUUUAUUGAUUUGUUUUACGGUAUUUAUUGUAUCGUUAACGCUAAGAUAAAUACACUCCCCUUUUUUUAGAUAUGGCUGUGACUUGAGUGACACAGCAACUAUAGUCCCACAAACAAAUCCAAACAUAUGAUGCCUCAAAAACAUUCCCAUUUGUAAAAUGCUUCUUUAGGUCACCAGUCACAUAAAGAUUUAUGUCAAUAAACUGCAAAUCGUCACAGCACAUAAUCACAAAUUCAAAUUUAUUGAUUUUUAUUCAGGCUUUCAGCGAAUAAACUUUGGGGGGAAAAAAAUUUAAAGUCAACAAUCCCAAUAAGAUAAACAAUUUUAAAGUUUCAGACAUCAUUAACUGGAAUUUAUUAUGGUGAUAAAUCCAAAUUAUUACCAUAAUAAAAAAUGGAUCACGAUUAAUGAUAAAUAAUACAAUAAAUGCUCACCCCGACAGUAAACUACUUCAAAUUAUCAGUUGUGAAAGUAGGUGUGACACGUCCCUUGAUAAUUUGCCGUUCUGUACCAGACGGGUCCUUUUGGGUCCAUCUGGUCCGAAACGACCCAAACUGCAAAGCUACAAAAUGGCAAAGGUACUAAAUGAUCACCAACUACUUCCUCUUUGCCCCUGACCCCAUUUUGCCCUCCUUUUUUGCUGGUUUGAAAGCCAAACACCUUCCAACGCCCCCUACUGGCUGAGGAACACUCCUGCACUCAAGACGCCAGAAACUUACCCUUCAAGCAAGCUCUCUUCCGGUCGCAAAUGCCCGUGUUUUAUGUAUAUGCGUUUCGUGUUACAGAGUGUUUAAAAAAUAGAUUUGUUAUAAUUCCAAACAGUGGCAGUAAGUGAAGCAAAUAAUGUUUUCUGGGACAGUUUUUACAUGUGUACACACAUGGAGAGCGUGUUCACCAAAGCAGGGAAGAAAUGUAAUAGUGCUCUAUAGAAAAUGCCGUUAUAUUUCUGGCCUCGUGUGUGUUAUGGCAGGUACUGUGUGGCUCUCUCUUGGGUGAAUUUUAUUCGGAGAUGGAAGAAAAUUGAGGUUGUGGUGCAGAGAGUGAGAGCGGAUAGCCUUAGAUUCAUCAUUCCACGGCUGGGGAGGAAAGAAAAACCACAGAGGAAGGUGCUUGCUGUGGAAGCAAAGCUUUGCAGGAAGAGACUUAUCUGGCCUGUUAAGCCCUGCCAAAGAAAUCUGUAUGUAUCACUACAGAUAGUCUGCUCUUCCCCCCAGAGCUUUUCUUUUAAAGGUGCUCCAUCCCAACCCUGAGCCAAAGAUGGAUCGUAAUCUGCGGGCUUGAUAUGCAGGACAGAUAGUGCAGACUUGAACUUUUCCCUGAAAAUUCAUAACAGGAAUAGGUGGUGUUGAAAUCCACACAUCCAUCUCUUUCACUCGUCGCUGUUUUUUAUCCAGUCAAAUGGAUUCGUUAGAAUGUUUUCUUGUUUUAAAGCAAAGCCACACAGAUGCCUGACAUAACAUGAAUGAUAUUUACAUGCCUUGUAAAAUGAUUUAUAUGCGAUGUAAACUGUUUUAGCUAUAGACUCUGAUUAACAUUUUGAUUUGAAACCACUGGAGCUUCUUAGAUUUUUUUCAGUGCUCAUAAUAAUUUAAGGACACUAACAUCUUUUUGACUAUGUAUGUUGUAAAGAGAACACAAGAAUAAAAGCCAUAAGCACAGCUGUUGAGCAGUAAACCCAGCUGAAAAUAUC